This is a messenger RNA of Symbiodinium natans, 960 nucleotides long. NCBI's taxonomy places the organism in Eukaryota, Dinophyceae, Suessiales, Symbiodiniaceae. The record is from the annotation of a GenBank genome assembly.
AUGAGCAAGGAGUGGCCGCCUCGCUGCCCUUUGCCUCUGGAGGCCAUCCAGCAGCUCCUGAUCCACUACCUCGCAUCUGGAAGAGGCUACGACGAUGCCAGCGUGGCGGCUGCAGCGAGCGAGGGGAACCGCUUCUUUCAGCAGAAAGACUUUGGUCGGGCGCUCGAUCUGUAUGGCAUCGCAUAUGAGGUUGGCCGGCUGCACUAUGCUUAUCGCCCCCUGCUGCAUGACCUGCUGCUGCGUCGAAUCCUGUGCCACUCCCUGCUGGGCAGAUUUGAGCAAGCCCUCCAGGAGUGCCACACCGCAGCCUGGCUGAUUCCCCAUGAGGCCACAUGCCAGCUGCUGUUUGGAGUGAUCUACUCCAAGCUUGGACGGGGCGAAGAAGCCAAUUCCUCUUUCCAGCAGGCAGUGGCGACAUGCUGGGAUUUGCGGGACUUGGUGGAUUGUCUGAUCGCUUUCUUCACGAAGCAGCAUGGCUUCAUGGAUCGUGCCAUCAGGAUCUGCACACAGGUACUGAAGCGGAACCCGAGGUAUCCCUUGGCAAUGCUUGUACGGGGCGAUACCCACAAGUGCAAUCAAGCCAGCAAGACAGCGCGCCACAGCGCGACGGCUGAUUACACGGCGCUUCUGGAGCUAGACUUCAGCUAUCAGGCAAUCUUGUGCAGGCAAGCGCCCAAGCCUGCCAACCACACUCGGGCCGACGAGCUGCUGUUGAGCUUCCACCCCUUCUUGCAGAUGCAGACGCCCAGACCCUAUGCCUCAUAUGCCUUGUGCAGGCGGAAAGACCCACUGGUGGUGGCCAGCCUUGUCCUCCUGGCCGUCACGAAGCUGCGCAUCAUGUCAACUUCUGGGAAGAUGCUGCGGAGCGUUCAGCAGGCCUAUGAUGAGUUACUGGAGCAGAGGGCGCAGCUGCAGCGGAAGGUGUAUGGCCUCAUGCUGACACAGCAGCCCUCGGCUUAG